AGGAGGAGCUUGGCAGGUCCAUAGCUCUCGUUCUGAUAAAUAUAAACCCGCCUGCAAAAAGGAGAGACACGUCAAAAGACAAGGAGUAGUCGGAAUAAGACAACAACAUAUUGACAUAUCCCGACAGAAAAAGGUGAUGGCAGUGGCAGUCUCCAGGGAUCUGACGGUGCAGGUGCUAGAGGAUCUGAAUGCUGUCAAGCUGACCAACAGACAGCAGGCUUUGCGUACUGCCAUCCAGAGAGGAGAGCCUAGAUGUCUGGGGGUGAGUCAGGUUAUGUUGGGGCUGAUGAUCAUGUCCUACUCCAUUCCUCUGCACUUCACUGAGUUCACAGAGGUGGUCAUCCUGGGAGUUCCUUGGUGGAGCGGCCUGACGUUGCAAACGUGUUUGAUAGUGAGCGUGGUGUCCACUGUGCUGUCAGUUGUGGCUGUGAUCAUCUACUCUGUGGACAUGGACAAGAAUCCUGAGGAGCCAUGUGUCAAAAUGACGCAUGGCAGCUGUAAUGAGAAACACUAUGCCACGAAGGUGAGCAGAGGAGUUAAAUCCUCCCUCCUCCUCUUCACCCUGGCCCAGACAGUUAUCUCUGCCAUUCUAUGCUUCCUUCUCUACAGACAAAGACGCAUCUUUGGACCAUAUGGUUCUCUCACGCAAGAUGCUCCAUCAACCCUCAUAUCACUCACACCUCCUGACCUGAACUGAUCAAUGCUUUGACCAAAAGUCAGGUAGAUGAUCUCUAAAUAUGACUGAUCAGCUGUGAUCAAGGUGGACUGAUUAGCUUUUGUCAACAUGGUUAAUCAUGUUUCACAGAAGUGAACAAUUGGCUGAUAUUAACAUGUAAUUCAACUAUCUGCGUGUACCUUUUAGCUAUCCACUAUGCUACCUGUGUGGGUCACCAGCUGAAUGUGUGUGAAGACCUGAAUAUUAGAUUGAUUUCAUCACUGCUAUUAUUAAUUCAUAAGCAUUUUAAUCACUUCCAUUUUUUAACAUUAUUUUUGUUACUUCCACCCUUAAGGCCACUUUUUUAAAAUGAUGAAUGGCAAUUUUGUGUUGUGAAUGAUGAAUGUAAGACGGAGAACAUCGUAACUGUUUUAAUCAAAUCAAAUUUAAAUGAAUCAAUGAAUUUUUAUAAUUUAUCACUCUAUUUUUCAAUUCACAUGCAUUUGUGUUACUUCCACCCCUCUUACACACAAUGGGCCUAAUGCAAGAAUAUUUUUGUACUCUUAUCUUACUUUUUUCCUGAGGUGGACUUUGUGCAAUGUCAGAUUCACCAAACACCCGUAUUGCCUGGAAACAGUUGUGAAUGAGCUGCACAAACAUGAUGAAUCCCACCUAUUCUAAAUGAUAGCACAUUUCUGAGAAUAGUAAAUUAGCACAUUUACACCCUCAAAAUACCAUAUAAGGCCAGGCAUCCAGCAAGUUGUAGAGAAACUCCAUUCAUUAAAAUGGCACUAACAACUAAGAAGAGGAACUUUACGAGCUUGGUGAUUGAGAUACCGCUCUCAGAAAUAGAUCAAUAGAAACACAUUAUUAUUUAGUAGUGUACAUGGUGAAAUUAAAAGAUCCUGAGACAGCCAAACACUGGGAAUGAAAUGGACCGUGCUGUGAAUGCUGUCUCGCCUAUUGUGUGCAAUGUCACAAAAAUAAUAAAGAAAUGGUUUGACAUGAAACUGGAUGCCAAAAAACAUCUUGCAAGGGGAGUCAUACCAUAACUUCAAUUAUCAACAUUUCAAAUUAAAAGUAUUUAACAAAUAGUUUGCAUUGUAGAAAAGUAACUGUGGACAAGUCAUUUUAUAGUUUCAACCGUUAAUAUUUAUAUUGUUAGCUGGCAUUAUGUCAUGGUUUCAAUUGCCAAUUUAAAUGACUGAUAACUAACAAACUCUAAGGCUACGUUCACACCGCAGUUAAGAGUGACCUGAAUCUGAAAAAAAUGGGCAAGGUGCUGGAAAAGGACAAUAAUGUAUUACUUCAGAUGCAGGCCGCACAGCACCGACACGAAAUGGCGAUGAUGACCUUUCUCGGCCAGCUCAUCAAAGAUGGACAGUCUCAACAUGGUCCCCCAGUCCUUCCCAGCCAGCACUCUUCCUUUCCCCCAGGAGCAUCACAGCAAGCACCAGUAUUCCGUCCAGUCAUGCCACCUUACCAGCAGGGGUCUCAAAACCAGCAGCACACUUAUCUGCCGAGGAUACCUCAGCAUACCCUGGCAGCCCCUGCAAGUGUGAAUGCUCAAACCUCUUAUUUGGGAGACCUCCUAGACAACCAACUUUUUACUCAUGAUAGCCAAAUAUAGGUCAGCCAAAUAUAAUAUGUUCAAGAAUACAUUUUUUUCAAGUAUUUUUUUUUUUUGAUUUUACAAAUGACAUAUUUUGUUUACAGAACAGUAGUUAAACUUUGAAAGCACUUUAAUAAAGACAAGAUAAUUUUAAAAAAGCUUGUCUGUUCCUCUUUUCUUCUCAAGUGCAUAUUUGUAAAAGGUUAAAAUAAUGGGGGAACAUAUGAACAUAUUUACAUGACUGAAGUCCGAGUUAGACACUUCACAGAAAUAACGUGUAAGUGCUUCCCUCACUCUC
Molecule: messenger RNA, 2565 nt
Organism: Scomber japonicus (chub mackerel)
Lineage: Eukaryota; Metazoa; Chordata; Actinopteri; Scombriformes; Scombridae
Gene: tmem176
Product: transmembrane protein 176
Exons: 6
Coding region: 137-697 (186 amino acids)
Source: RefSeq, a predicted model, not a curated record